GGUCAAGCGGGUUUUAUGGCAGCGGCACCAAAAGUGGCAGCCGUGCGCUAUCCGUCGGCAAAAACGAGACAGCCCGAGGCAACGUUCGUUCGUCCCGUUCUCGCCCGAACGAUCGCAGUGUGGCCGCUCGGUACCGCACAGCGCUGGUGUGUGUGUACAGCGGGAGCGCCAGUCAGUUGUUCUCGGAAUUUGUUGUGCGAAGGCAAGAGGAGCGCACAAUUAACGUACAGGCAGCGUAGCACAGGCAACAUUGCCGGAAUCGACGGGAAUAAGCCUACAACUCGUUCCAAAACAGACACGAUGAGUGAACAAUUCACGCUCGACCACGAGCGGGCCGCCAUGGCCACAGAGAUGUUUCUGCAUUUCUGUGCCGCCACCACAAUGAAGCAGAUCCGGGGCCUGUACUGGAACAUGCUAGACACGAUCGGGCUGCGGCCCGGACCGUUGGAAGAAUUCUACCCCAAGAUGAAGGCGGCCAUCCGGGAUUGGCGGGCGCAGGCACUGUUCAAGAAGUUUGAUGCCCGCGCCGCCCACAAGGUAUACUGUAAAGGCCGAGCGGCGAGCAAAACGCGCGUCCUGAUCGUCGGUGCCGGCCCGUGCGGUUUGCGCACCGCCAUCGAUGCCCAGCUUCUCGGUGCCAAAGUGGUGGUGGUGGAAAAGCGCGACAGAAUCAGCCGCAACAACGUGCUGCACCUGUGGCCGUUCAUCAUACACGACCUGAAGGCGCUCGGGGCGAAAAAGUUCUACGGCAAGUUCUGUGCCGGCUCGAUCGACCACAUCUCGAUCCGGCAGCUGCAGUGCAUCCUGCUGAAGGUCGCCCUGCUGCUCGGCGUCGAGAUGCACGAGGGCGUCUCGUUCGUGAAGGAGAUCGAGCCGGGCGACGGGUACGGGUGGCGGGCGUCCGUCUCGCCGGAGGACCACGCGGUGUCGCACUACGAGUUCGACGUGCUGAUCGGCGCGGACGGCAAGCGCAACACGCUCGAGGGCUUCCAGCGCAAGGAGUUCCGGGGCAAGCUGGCGAUCGCGAUCACGGCCAACUUCAUCAACAAGCGCACCGAGGCGGAAGCGAUGGUGGAGGAGAUCAGUGGCGUCGCGUUCAUCUUCGACCAGCCGUUCUUCAAGGCGCUGUACGAGAAGACGGGCUGCGAUCUGGAGAACAUCGUCUACUACAAGGACGACACGCACUACUUCGUGAUGACGGCGAAGAAGCACAGCCUGCUGCACCGGGGCGUCAUCAUCAAGGAUCUGAGCGACCCGGCCGAGCUGCUCGCCCCGUCCAACGUGGACAAGCCGAAGCUGUACGAGUAUGCGCGCGAUGCGGCCAACUUCGCGACCAAGUACCAGAUGCCGAACCUGGAGUUUGCGGUCAACCAUUACGGUACGCCGGACGUGGCCGUGUUCGACUUUACGUCCAUCUUUGCCGCGCACAACUCGUGCAAGGUGACGGUGCGCAAGAACUACCGGCUGCUGUCCUGUCUGGUCGGCGACAGCCUGCUGGAACCGUUCUGGCCGACCGGGUCGGGGUGCGCGCGCGGCUUCCUGUCCAGCAUGGACGCGGCGUACGCGAUCAAGCUGUUCGCGAACCCGAAGAACAGCCUGCUGGCGACGAUCGCGCAGCGCGAAUCGGUGUACCGGCUGCUCGGGCAGACGACGCCGGAAAAUCUGAACCGCGCGUUCGGCGCGUACACGCUCGACCCCUCGACGCGCUACAAAAACCUCAACAAAGCGUCCGUCCAGAUCGGGCAGGUCAAGCAUCUGCUCGACACGGACGAUCCGGCCCUGCUGGAGCAGACGUUCUUCGACACGAACGCGAUCGCGUCGGCGGUGUCGCCCGCGACCGAGCUGCCGGCGAAGCGCAAGCGGCGCACGGUCGACGUGGUGCCGCUCGGCGCCACGCUGCUGCGCUGGCUGAAGGCGCAUCUCAAGGACAGCGGGUUCGUGCAGGAGCUGGCCGAGCCGGCCGAGUGCUUCACCAACGGCAAGGUGCUCUGCACGCUCAUCCACCGCUACCGGCCCGAUCUGGUCAACCUGGAGGAGCUGGCCGACUUCAGUGCGGACGUGUGCAACGAGCACGCGUUCAACAUCUUCGAAACCCAGCUGGGCAUACCGCGCGUCAUGUCCGGCCAGGAAUCGGUCACGCUGGCCGGCGUCGAGCCGAAGGUGUGGCUCAACUAUCUCGAGCAGGUGUGCGACGUGUUCCGGGGCGAGGUGCCGCACGUCAAGCACAUCAAGCUCGACUACGCCGAGUUCAAGCAGAAGCAGGAAACGAACGUGGAGGCCUGGUCGAAGCUGGGCCGCAUGGCGGCCGUCCAGCGGAUGGCGGCGCUCGCGAGCGGCGUCCACCCGGCCGACAAGGACGGCGAGCUGCUGCACCGCGGGACCAAGGGCGACUGCAUCGUGCCGGUCGCGACCGCGUCCGGCCCGUACGGCGGUGGGGCUAAUGCCGGUGCCGCCGCCGCCCGCCCCAACGCCAAGAACUACUACCACCCGAACGCGGAGGAGGAGCGGUACAAGCGGGGUGUGGGUGGGGUCGCAUCGCCGCAGAACGUAACGAUGCGGCGCAUGCGCAAGCGGCGCAGCAACGAAAAGUCCGGCAAUAUCGAGGAGCGCACCCGCCGUUUGCAGGAGAUCGAGGCGAACCGGCAGGACCGCCAGUCGAAGCGGCGAGAGCAGCGGGCCCAGCAAACGCAAAACUUCUACAAGAGCAUCCACAUGCUGCAGGCGAACACGCUGCUGCGCGAGAGCGACAAUGCUGGCGCGUUCGAGGACUACUCGCUCUACCUGUACCGCCAGUCAGCGCCGGUGUUUACGGAUCGUGUCCGCGAGCUCGAGCAGAAGCUGCGCUACCCCGACCGUGAUCGGGGUCUAGCGGCAGCGUAUCCGCGCGGGCUGGCCGACGCCAGCGCCGAUCAGUUCAGCGAUCGCGUCCGCUCGAUGGAGCAGCGCAUCGACGGCAGGACGGUGCCGGUGGUGGAGAAAAAGCCGAAGGAUCUGCUGCGCGCGAUCGGCAAGAUCGACAGCAGCGACUGGAACGUGAAGGAGAUCGAGCGCAAGAUCGAGCAGUCAAAGAAGACGACCGACAUCGGCAAGAGCCGCGAGCGGGUGCCGAACUGGAACCGGGAGCAGUUCCUGGCGCGCCAGAACCGGCUGAUGCAGCCGCAGGACGACGAGAAGUAUCGCGAGAUCGACAGCUCGCUGAAGGCGAUCGACAAGCAGCUGAAGGAGGGCCACAAUCUCGACCUGGGCGAGCGGGGCAAGAACAAGGUCGCGCUGAUUGCGGGACAGCUGCAGACGCCCAACAAGCCGGGCAAGCAGCAGCAGCAGCAGCAGCAGCAGCAGCAACAGCAGGCACCAAAAUCGAACCAGAAGGCGCUGGUGCUGACUGCGAGCGGCGUGGCGGAAAAGUGUCACUUCUGCAAGCAGCGCGUCUACCUGAUGGAGAAGAUCUCCGCCGAAGGGUUGACGCUGCACCGGUCCUGCCUGAAGUGUCACCACUGCCACACGAUCCUGCGCCUCGGCGCGUACGCGUUCGACCGGGACGACCCGGAGGGCCGGUUCUACUGCACGCCCCACUUCAAGCUGCCCGCCAAAACGCUCAAACCGGCGGCGGGCAAAGCGAAGGGGCGGGCUGGGGCGGCGGCAGCCGCUGUCGCACCCGUCAUUGGCCGCAUGUACGAUGCGAGCGAUGCGGGCGGUGGCGGCGGCGGCGUAAUGGUACGGUGCGGCCCGAUCGGUACUGCCGGCGGGUCCGCGGGCGAGACGGGCGGCGUCGGUGCGUCCACGGUCGACUAUCUGGCGCGCAACCGGACGCCCGACAACGACGACUCGGACGGCGACCCGAACAUGGAGGUGAUCGACGAGAACGAGUGGACGGACCGGAACUUCGGCACCGAGUCGGAGGUGUCCGAGGCCGAGCUGUCCAGCACGGACGAGUCGGACACGGACAGCGAGUCGGACUACGAGGAGACGGCGGACUCGCCGCUCGGCGCCCAGACGCUGCAGCUUGCGUCCGAGUGGAUCAGCGACAAGCGCUUCUCGAACCUGGUCGACAGCGAUGCCGACUUCUACAGCUAUUCGAGCGAAGAUGACGAUGCGGACUCCCAGACCGAAGGGGAAGAGCUGGCGCGGGCGCGCGAGAUGCGCCGCCAGGAGGUGAAGCUGAUGCCACCGCCCACCCUGCCGACCGAUACGGAAACGGAGAAGUGUCAGGUCGUCACCGUGCAGCAGGCAACCGUGGGCAAGGCUGCUCCCGCCCCGACCGGACCGGUGGAAAGUGCCGAGGAUCGUGCCAUCAAGGAGCGCAUGCUGCAGAAGCUGAGCGUGCGGGAGCAGUGGCUGCACGCGCAGCAGGGUGGUGCCGACCAGGCGCUGGCGCAGCCGCAGCAACCGACCGGCCAGCAGACCGGUGCAGCAGCCGGUGGUAGCGCGCCCGAUUCGGCAAAAGUCAAAAGUACCUCCUUUUUCGGCGGCCUCAUGAACAGCCUAACCACACUUAUCAAACCGAAAUCACAAAUCUCACCACCAACAGCAAGCACCACCACAACACCAUCCCCACCACCACAACAACAACAACAACAACACCAGCAGGCGCCAUCACCACAGAAUUCGCCUCCAUUACGCUCGUCAUCCGCUUCCAUACCGAUGCAACAGCCCGUCGGCACUAAUACAGCCUCACCGCAGCAGUCACCGCAGCAGUCACCGCAGCUUGCCCGCUCAGCCCCCGCUGUUCCACCGUCUCCGCUGGCGGUGGUAAAGAGUCAGACCGCCGCGGCGAUGCCGCCAGCCUCGCCGACCCCGUCGCACAAGAAGCUGGCCGGCCGCAGGCACAGCAAACCGGACGGCGGUUCGCCCCACAGCCAGCGGUCCACCGGCAACAGCCGCCGGUCGAGCCUGGCCCGGGAGGCGGCGGGCGACCCCGAGCCGGACGAGUUUCUCGCCCAGCUGAAGCAGGAGCAGCUCGAGGCGGAAAAGCGCUCCAAGCGGCAGGAGGCGAAAAAGUUCAAGAGCAACAUGCAGUCGAUCCGGUCCGCGGUGGACGGCGGUCCAAAGGUGGUCGGCGUCAAGAGCGAGCAGGACGUGGCCAAGUUCUUCGCGGAGAAGCAGAAGGCACAGCAGCAGCAGCCACGCAAGCAGCUCCCGAACAAGGACGUUGCCGCACUGCAGCAGGGCAACGGGCUGGCCCGGUACUUCCCGGGCGGUGCCGGCAAGUCCACCGGCACCACGCCGUCGUCCGUCUCGAGCGUGGAAGGUUCGCCGGCCCUCGGGCGCAAGAAGCCGAGCGACGUCGAUCUGGCCAAAUACUUUGGCGCAAAGGCGAGCAACGCCCCGGCGGCGACGCCACCGUCCUCGGCCGUCGUGUCGCCGGCCAUCUCGCGCAAGAGCAGCAUCGAAUCGCCCGGCCCGGUGCGGAAGCUGGCGCUCGGUGGGGGGGGCGUGCUGCCCCCGAAGCCGCCGGUCGUGCCACUGCCGCCGAGGAAGAACAUACUCGCCUUCCAGCCGAUACGCAAGUCGAAAACGGAGGCGGCCCUGCCGGCGUCCCAGCCGCGGGUGACGAACGGUGCCGCUGUGAAGCCACCGAAGCCGACCGAAUCGCCCGCGGUACGCCGCAAGGAGGAGCCGGCUCCGAAGCAGCAGGAGCAACCGAUCGAUCCGGACGAGCAGCUGUUCGAGGCGCUGCUGCAGGACGUCAACGACGAGCUGGUCGACACGUUCGAGGCGAUCGUGGAGGAGUCGCGGUCGAACAAAUCGAGCCCGAAGCAGACGCGCAAAAACGGCAAAGCGGCCACGGGCCCCGCGGCCCGCAAAGAGUCGCCCAAGAAGGCGAAGAAACCGGCGUCCGGUGGAGGUGCGGCGAAGGAGACAAAGCCGGCUGCGCCGCAGCAGACCGUGCCGAAGCUGACCAUCAAGCGGCCCGCGUUUAAGAUAGCGAUGCCGGUGAAGAUGCAGGAGACGCUCGAGGAGAUCUAUCUCGCCAGCCUGUCCAAGCUGGACACGCGCUCGUCCUCGCUGAUCGAUCUGACCAACCACGGUGCGGAGGAGACGGUGGAAGCAGCGGUGACAGCGAGCGGCAAGCAGGCAGUAGCAGCAGCAGCAGCAGCAGCGCCCACCGCCCUAGGUAAAGUGGUGGAGGAGGAGCCGCAGGGAGACGGGGAGCGAAGGUCGAGCUCGGGGGGUUCGAGCACCUUUCGUUCCGGCGCCUCCCAGCCCAGCACCGAUGUACUUACUUUGCAGCCCUUUCAGGACCCCCAGCAGAAGAAGCGGAAGCCGCAGCAGCAACAGCCGCCGAAAGCGGCGCCCGAGAAAGGCUCGGUGGUGGCGCCUGCCGCGCAACCACCACCACCAUCCGCGAAGGCAGCGACGGCGAAGACGAGCGAGACAACAUCGCCGGCAGUGAAGCUGGUGCCUGGAGCGGCGAGAGCGGGCGCAGCAGCGCCCAGUCGGAAGGCUGGCAGCCCGGCGAGCUCAGCAGCAGCAGCAGCAGCAGUAACGACAGCAACUCCAGCACCUCCUCCUUCUGGCACGCCGACCGCAUCGAGGAAGGUGAUUUCUAGCGUGCAGAUCUCGCUGAAACCGUCCGCCGAGCCGCCCGAACGUCCGAGCAAGCCGGCCGCGCCGAAGUCGGCGUUCGCCGCCGUCUCGAAGGAUCCGCUGUCGCAAAAGUCCAUCUCCAUGCUCGAGCUGCACCGUGCGCCGACGGUGGAGGAGAAGCAGCAGAGGGUGCGGCAGGAGGAGACGAAGAAGCAGGUGGUGUGCAAUGGGCUUGCGACGCCCCCGACCAAGCGCAAGCAGCAGCAGCAGAGUAAGAAGCAGCAAGAAGUCGCGUCGCCCGAGCAGAAACAACCCGAAAAGAAGGAUGGCAAUAAGCCCACGAAACCAGAGGUGCAGGUGGAGGCGGCGUCGCCACUGCCAGCACAAGCCAACAGUGUCGUUCAACCGAGCCCGACGCCGCCUCACACCCGCUGCCGUACGCUUUCCUCCGACGAGCAGUGCUUCGAGGAGCUGCGCAAAAAGCACGAAGCCAUUUUCGCCAACCAGCAGCAGCAGCAACAGCAGCAGCAGCAACCAAUCACCAAAGCACAGCCAGAGCGAGCGCCCGAACCGCCGAAAACGCUCUCGGACGUGCGCAGCGCGCUGCUCACGGUGCAGCCCGCUGCGCCCGAGCCAGACGAUCGCAUCGAUCCGCACUAUCGCGAGGGCAUCAACCAGCUCGUGAUGGAGCUGAUGCCGGGAGUCGCCCUCGACGAGGACGUGCCGGUGCCGCGCCAGCGCCAGAAGUCCUCCUUCCACAAGGAGCUGCAGAAGCUGCAGCGGGCCAACGCCCAGGUGGUUGCGGCUGGUCCUUCGACCACGACGGAGCCCAAGAUGGAGGUGAUCCGAACGCCGAGCGUUAAGUCGAGCCAGGCGGAGAAGCGGCAGGGCAGCGAGGAGAAGAUGCAAAUUCGGCUCGAGCGCUCGACCCAAAUCAAGGAGCAGUACGUGAAGAAGGGCAGCGCGGUGCUGCCGUCCUCGGUGGCCGGUGCCGCUGGGCAGAGCGCUUCCUCGGCGGCGAAGGGCAAAUCCUUCGUCAUGCCGAACGUGCCGGCGGACAUUGAUCGCCAUCGGGGCAUACUGAGCCGCGAUGCGGAGAUGAAGGUGAAGGAGGUUGCUAGCAAGCGGACAGAGGUGGACGAGUUUGAGGAUCUGCUGGAGAAGAUAGGAGACGAUGUGACGGCGACCGGAGAUAUCGAUCUGGACGAACUGUUGGCAGAGGAGGAGAAGCCGAAACCGCCGAAGGCGCCGACAGUGGAGAAGAGGACGGUUGAAAAGAAGGUGGACAACCUGCCGGUAGGUAAUAAGCAGGGUCCGACGAAACAGGAACCAUCUGGUCCGUCUUACAGCAACAGUAAGCGUAGCGUAGAGUCGACCACCAGCGUCUCCACAGCGACGAGCAGCUCAGGCUCCACCAAAACCACCGCCAGCCGAGGCAUAUCGGAGGCCAAGCUCAACGAAACCAUCUCCCAGCUCACCGACAAAUUGCAGCAAUCGCGCGUCAAGGCUGGCAAAGAGCAGGACCACUCGAAGGAUGCGUUUGCGGCCCUGUUCAGCGCGACCGACGCCUCCCAGACCGAGCUGGACCUGUUCGAGGAGCUGUGCAAGCGGGAAGAGCCCGAGCCGAAACAGAACCGGUCCGAUCUGGUCGACAGCUCGACGAACGCCAAACCUGCCGCCGUCAUGCCGGACGUGAUCAGCUCGACCAAGAAGCCCGAACCGAAGCCGCUGCAGAUCCUCGACCACAUGGAAUCGCUCAAGAAGACGGCGGCGAUGCCGCUGGUGCCACCGCCGCAGACGAUCCAGGUGUACACGCUGCACACGAGCGCGGACGGGGAGCAGCCGGUGCAGCCGCAACCGUCCACCCAGGGCAUGUCGGGCGACUACGCCCACAUCCUCAAGGACAUCACGUCCGGGCUGGUCGGGGCCGACUUUGCCGCGCCGGUCGUGUACGAGCCGCCGGCACCGGCACGCCGCGACCGCACCGACUUCCAGGCCUACAAGCAGCUGCUGGAGGAGAAGGCAUCGCGCGAGGAACCGAUACCGGUGCCGCCCGCCGGUCCGCCGGAGUCGCAGCCCCAGCGCCCGCUCCGGCGGCAGAAGAAGAUCGACCGCACCGAGACGAGCACCUCGCCCAUCCCGACGGCCGCCCGGGCUGCAGGUCGGGCCGCGUUCGACAACUCGCUCUGCAUCGAUCCGUGGCGGGCGCGCAAAUCCGCCAGCAUCGAGAACGUGGCGAUCGAGCAGGUGUUUGUGAAGCAGAACGAUGCGGUCGUGGACACGUUCUUCGUCGUGCCGGACAGCCGGCAGCGCCAGCCGAGCGCCUCGUCCAAGCUGCGGCGCUCCAAGUCGUACGACCGGCUGGCGGUGCCCGGCAGCGGCCAGCGCAGGGGCUCGCUCAAGCAGAAGCAAUCGCUGGACGAGCUGCGCGACUUCGGGUACGAUGUGGAGCCGUCGGUGCGGUCGCGCCACCUGGUCGAUCCGCGCCUGCGCCACCUCGAGCUCGAGCUCGGCUCGGACGAGGAGCUGGCGAAUCUGCGCGACCAUCCGGCCCGCCGCUGGCAGACCGACCGGGCGAACAAGUCCCGCAAGAACCGCUCACUCACGGACGUGGCGAGGGGAGGAGCGAAGGAGGGGCGCGCGGUGGAGCCCCCGAAGGUGGACAUUGAUCGCGAGUCGCCCCGGCCGCGCACGACCGACUUCUCCAAGUGGGAGGCAAUACUGGACCGGGGCGUCACCUACUACGAGGGGGGCGCGAAGCCGAAGCCGGACGUGAAGGCGCUGGAGAAGCGCAUCGAGGAUCUGGAGGUGCGGCGGGCCCGGCCCCUGCGCCGCAAGGCCAUCCCGAAGGGCUACGAUCCGGACGAGUACGUGCCGCGCAUCAAUCGGCGCGGGGCGGACCUGUACGACUAUCCCGAUCCGACGCUGCCGCGUGACUACGACCCGGAGGAGUACAUCCCGAGGGCGACCCGCGCGGCCCAUGCGGGGGUAGCGUCGCCGCCCGACCAGCCGCUGCCCCGUUCGUACGACCCGGACGAGUACGUCCCGAGAGCGAACCGGCGGGAGGCCGCGUGCUACGAGGUGCCGGUCGCCGUGCAGCGUACCCCGGCCAAGUACUACAAGGAGCCGUACUACCCGGUGGAGGUGGAGAUGCCGCCGGCGACCUCCCACUACGGCACUACGGUGCCGCUGGGCCGCUCGAAAACGGCCGGCCACGUGCCGACGAUCACGUCCAGCUCGAGGGAGCUGCCGCGGGACAUCGCCCGCACGCAGUACGCGCGCCGGUACGAUGCCGAGGAUCGGCACAUCGUCGACCGCAGCCAUCGGCUGCACGAGAAGACGAACAAGUUCAUCCGCACGCAGCUGACGCGCAACGACCCGAACCCGUACAUACGCGAGAUGCUCGAGAAUGACAGCGAGGAGGAGUACUCGCACCACCAUCACCAUCACCAUCCGACGGCUAGCGGCGUCGGCGGCGGCGGCGGCUACCAUCAUCCGCGCUCGGCCGCACUAGGCUACGGGACUGCGGGCUCGUCGUACGGCAGCUCGGGCGCGGCCGCCAUGAGCCGCAUCCAGACGAAGGCCAUCACGCAACCGUCCCGGAUGCUGCAGUACGGUGGGCGCAAGGACUACCCGACCACUACUACUGCUGCCGGCUCCGUUGGUGGAGGUGGUCGGUCGGUCGCGUCCAGCAGCUACGACCAUCGGCGCCGUGGAGCAGGCGAUACGUCGCGCACGCGCGACAACUGCAACAUUUCAGCACAGACCCCUGGUGCUUCCAACUCGGAGGUAAACUCGACGGAAAUAUCGACCGACUCGGAGUUUGACGACGAGCAGCCGCAGCGGGUGCCGCCGUCGUUCCACCUGGAGUUUAAGCCGCUGGUCGAGGUCGACCCGACGAUCAAGCUCGUGCAGAACCGGGCGCCGCUGGCCGUGCCGCGGCCGGGCGACUACGUCCUGAGCAAGACGGCCAGCACCGAGGGCAUCGCGUCCAAGAAGAGCCUCGAGCUGAAGAAGAAGUACCUGCUCGGCGAGGGCACGACCGGGCUGGGCAUCCUCAAGUCCGGUUCGGCCUCGGCGCUCGACUCCAAGUUUAAAACGUUCCACUCGAACAUUACCGAGUGCCAGAAGCUGCUCAACCCGGCGGCGGCGGUACAGGUCAGUCCGACGCUGCAACCGUUCCUGAAGGCGAGUGCGCCGGCGGUGCCGGUGCCAGCAGCGCCGGUAGCGCCCGGCCCAACCGAGUCGGCCAACGACACGGAGAAGGAGAACGUGUACGAGGGCAAGCGGUCAGGCAACGGGCAACCGAACGUGGUGGGAAGCGUGGUGGCCGGCGCUGCCAACAAGCGCUCCUCGCUGGUGGAAACGAUCAACACCACGCUGGUGGAGAACAAGCUGAACGAGAUCAAGUCGAGCGAGUGCUUCCCGGCCCUGCCGCCCAAGGAGGAGCCGCCGGAGCAGCCGCCGGUGACGUCACCGUCCCAGAACGGGUCGCCGGCAAAGCCGAGCGAGAGCAAUGGCCACCUGGACCAUGCUGCCAAGCUGAAAAACAGCAUCAACAACAACAACCACAGCAGCAACGGCACACAGAACAACAACAACAACCACCACCACCACACACCCGUCAACAACAAGGCCAACAACCACAACAACAACAACAACAAUAACAACAAUGGCGAAGAGGAGGAGGAGGAGGAGGUGGAGGUGAUCGAAAUUAUCGACAUAGUGACGCCGGAAAAGGGGAAGGCGACGACGGCGUCCCCGACCCAUCGGGAGGUGGCAUCCUCCGGGGCGACCCACGAGCCGGUCGCAGGCCCGGAGCGGAAGUACAUCGGUGCGCUGAAGCACGCGUACAUCGACCUGACGACCGAUUCGCCCAACUGUGACCGGUCGCUGGUGGAAACGACGCUCGAUUUCAGCAUCGCGCCCUCGAAGCUGGCUGGUGCAAUCGUACCCGAGCGCCCAACCAACUCCACUGCCGUGCCGGACGCGGCGUCGGGCAACGCACGGAACGACAGCAACGACAACAAGAUCGAGCAGACGGCGAACGGCAGCUCCGCGGAGCAACAGGCCCCGAAAGAGCAGCAGAGAGCGGUGGAGGAGGAAAGGGAGCAGGAGGAGGGAUGCCACGAGACGACGCUGCAGGUGCCGCUGGACGUGCCCUGGACCAAGCAGGAGGAGAUCGAGUCGGACAGCAUCUCCGAGUCGGGCUCGAACAGUAGCGGCAUCAGCAGUUCGAGCAGUUCGAGCAGCAGCACGAGCAGCAGUACGUCGAGCGUGGAGGACAUACCGCACUUCAUACUCGACUCGACCACCAGCCCGGAGACGCAGCACGGGGACGAGCGGUUCGUGCCGCGGCUCGAGGUGCGCGACGCAACCGGCGAGCUGAUGCAGAUCGACAGCCUGAUGAUCAUCGACGGCCGGUACAUAGGCGAUCCGGAGGAUCUGAAGCUGAUGGAGCGGCUGCCGCCCGACACGCAGAUAGCGGCCCAGCUGCUGCAGGCCGAGAUGAACCAGGACAGCAUCAGCACGGUGGUGGAGAGUGCACCGGAGCACCCGCUGCAGGAGGAACGCAAGCCAUCCGCCGACGAGCAGGUAGUACCAGCUGAAGAGCAGGAGGAGGAGGAGGAGGAAGAGGAGCGUGCUAGCACACCGACACCGCCUGCCAAGCCGGAGGAGCCUGUGGCGGAGGUUCACGCCGCCGCCACCACCACCACGGCGCCGUCUCUCUCCAACUUUGUCUCGCAGCGGACCGGCGGCUUCCGGUUCGAUUCGCUGCACGAGCACAAGCUCGACACGCUCAAGAACCUGCCGUUCGUGCUGGAGGCGCAGCGCAGCACCGUGCCGUCGAAGCCGACCCAUCUCAGCCUGGGGGAGCCCCGGCCGCCCGAGAGCGAAACGGACGCGGAGCAGACGCCGAUGGCGGGCGAAAUGCUGCCGCCGCUGGUGGCCGUCGCCGCCGCCACGCAGGACCCGGACUCGGACUCGCCGGACGACACGGAGGUGACGACGCAGAACAACCUCACCGAGACGGAGCUGUCCGACUGGGCGGCCGACGACGCCGUCUCGGAGAACUUUGUCGAUCUGGAGUUUGGGCUCGGGGCGGGCAGGGGCGCUACGGUGCGCCGCAACCAAAAGCCGAAGCAUCUGCGGCUGCCGGCCAAGCGCGACGGCGGGGCGAACGCAAGGGGGGCGGUACUUCCACUGGCCGCCACUGCUCCGCUCGCGACCGAGGACGGCAUCAUACGGAAUCUGGCGCUGGAGGACAUCGAGUUCAUGGACACCGGCUCGGAGGAGGAAAGCUGCAUCGAGACGUACUCCACCACCAACCGGAUGGUGGUGAAGAACCGCGGCUAUAUGGAGAUAAUGGACCCGGCGGUGGCGGCCCAGCGGACGGUGUACCAUCCGCCGCCGCCGGUGUACGGGUCCGCGGCACCGCUGGUCGAGGCGAUCAACAGCCAGGUGGCGGGCCGGCAGCUCGACUACAUCGAGCAGGGCGCGUACCUGCUCGCGACGGACGACGCCAAGACGCCGAUGAACGAGGAGCCGCCCGGGAAGGGCACGUUCCCGGGGGCCUGCCCCGGGCUGCGGCUGGACGCCGACAUCGAGGAGGACAGCCUGCUGCUGGUCAGCUCGUCGCAGGGCACGGGCACGGCCACGGACAGCACGUACGGGGACAGCGACGCCACCACGAUCGUGGGGCCGGCGCACUUGGAAGCCAGCGGCCGCCCCCUCGCCGGUGGUGGUGCGGCCGUCGCAAGCCCGAAACCGUCGGCCGGCAGCAGUGGCCGGGGCAGUGCCGGCGAUGUAGAGGAGGAGGACCAGCAGGAGGAGCAGGGGGACGGUCCGGCCCGGAAGAUCUCGGUCGAGUCGCUGUCCGGCAAGCGGAGCAGCCUGGAGCGGAAGGACGUGCGGCGCGACUCGCUCAAAAGCAUCGAGGACAUCGGGUACGAGAAGUACGUGAAGCGGCUGCAGCAGAAGAUCCAGCAGAUCAGCAAAGCGCGCGACUCGCUCGAGGUGAUGAAGAGCGCGAAGCGCAAAUCGCCCAAGGCUGACGGGUCGACGGUGGUGCUGCCCCUGCCCGAGGCGGUGCCGCCCGCAACAGCGGAGAGUGUGCCCGGGGCGUCACCGAAGGCAGACCAUCCGCAGCAGCAGUCGCCACAAUCGCCACAAUCGCCACAAUCGCCGGCACCAGCCGGCACGCCCGAGCCGCCCAAGAGCGUGGAGAAGAAAAUCGAGGAGAUCGCGAAGGAGCGCGUGAAGCAGAAGGAUCUCAUACACGAUCUAGUCAUGGACAAGCUGCAGACGAAGAAGCAGCUGAACGCGGAAAAGCGCCUCAACCGCAGCCGCAACCGGAGCAACGCGCUCGGCGGGCAGCAGUCCGCCGGUGUCGCCGACGUGCCGCCCGCGGUGGACGGCCCGUCGCCUGCCCGGGCAGCCGGCCACCCGUUGAACGGUGGGCCGGCCGCACCGGUCACGCCCGUAACGCUCGUAACGCCCCGUGCCGGUGGCGAGGCGGGCCCCACGACGGGCCAGCUGCGCGAGGAGGCCCGCUCCCGGGCACGCCUGAAAUCUAACCAAGAUUUGGGACUGUCGCCCGAGGACCAGGUGCUGCUGCUGCGCAAAAAGUAUCACCUCACGAUGCGCGCCCUCACCAACACCACCACCACCACCGACGACGAUGACGACGCGAACAACCGGGCCGAGCCGAACAAAUCCGACGACGCCAAGUGCAAGGAUCAGCAGCAGCAGCAGCAGCAGCACCAUCGCACGAAGCUCAUCACCUCGAAAAGCGUCAACGAUGUGUCGAUGCUGAAGCAGCAGCAACAGCACCACCACCACCAUCACCAUUACAACCAGGCGGCCCUUGCGCACCACCACCAUCAUCACCUGCACCACCAGCACAGCCAGCAGCCGAGCUAUCGGAUCACGAGCACCGGGCUGGGUGCGGCGACCGGCGAACUGGCCGACCCGCCGCCGCUGCCCCACAAGCUCACCGACUACAUCUCCGACCCGAACCUGGUGCACAGCGGGGCGACCGAGCCGGACAGCGAGGUGCGGGUGCGGGGCGCCGCCACCAAGCGCGGCAAGGACCGGGAGCGCCGCAAAAGCAUCAUCGAGAAGGUGUCGGAGUUUUUCAAUGGGCGCAAAAAACCGACGGCGCCGGACGGCGCUGGUGGCAGCAAGGAGGCGUCCCCGACCAAGGACCGGCCCCCGAGCAAUCUGCUCGCGGUCAACGGCCAGCCGGAACCGGUGAACGGGGGCGGCAGCACCAGCCCCUCGUCCGGCGGGGGCUUUUUGCGGUUCAAAAUUUCCCCCAAGCUGAAGGACAAAUCCAAGUCAUGCUUUGAUAUGAGAAGCAUUAGUUGUGGUACGAAGGAAAGCUCUCCCUACGGUGCCCGGUGUGCCUCCGACGACUGCCUUAACACGAACGGAGCGGCGGCGACGGGUUCGCCCACCACCACAACGCCCGAUGCUGCCGGCCCGAACCAUCAUCACCACAACAGCUACACGCCGAUCGGGCGCAAGGAGGCGGAAGAGCUGGAACCACCGCCCAUCCCUCCGCUGCCCCUCAACUACGAGCGUUCGGACGACGAAGCAGCAGGUGCGGCCAACGAAUCGAAAAACGAAAUCAAGAAAAUACGUGCAAUGUCGAAAACAUCGAGGCAAGCGGAAUUGAAAAGACUGAGAAUUGCUCAAGAGAUACAACGAGAACAGGCCGAGAUAGACGUCAAGAUCAAGGAUCUGGAGACGCGCGGCGUCGCGAUCGAGAAGGAGCUGCGGGGCGAAAGUGAGGCGCUGCGGCAGCACGGGCCCGCCGCCAAUCUCGGCGCGAACGACGAGGGGCUGGUGAAGGAGUGGCUGGAAAUCAUGAGCAGCAUCACGCGGCUGAAGGUGCGGGACGACGAGCUGAGCAUACGACAGCAGGAGCUGCAGCUCGAGCAUCGGCACGCCCAGCUAAAGGAGGAGCUCAACAUGCGGUUGUCAUACGGCAAGCUAGAUAAGAACUCUUCCGACGUGGCGGCCGAGGGCGCGAUACUGAACGAGAUGCUCGAGAUCGUGGCGAAGCGGCAGUCGCUCAGACCGUCGCCCGACACCAAGGCGACGGCGGCGGCGGUCGCCGCCGUUGCGGCCGGUGCCGCCAGCAGCCCCUUCACCAACCCGACCGGCCGGAAGCCGACCGAUACCGACAUAUAAAUUACCAUCCAAACGGCGCACGGCACUGUGUGGGCGUGUAUUUGAACGGAACAACAGCGGGGAAAGAUUUCGGUUCGAAUUGUUUGAACGGGGGUUUCUUCGUGCGACCGGCAAACCCCUUUGAAAAGCACACAAAUGCUGCGAUCAUCAUUUUGUACGCCGCCCACCCCCUACAACAGUGCAUCAUCAUCCUCUCCUGCCAACGAUUUUCUGGUGCUUUCGGUGCACGAGAUGCGGCGUUUUUGUUUUACGUUACACCGGCGCGCAAGUCAAGCUUCUUAUACAUAUAUUAACAUAUAUAUAUAUAUAUUUUUUGUGUACAUUUGUAAACUUAUUAAUGCAUUAUACGUUAAGGCGGAGAAUGGCGGAGAGAUAGGAGAUAGCAGCGCGCAAAAGGAAGCCUAGCAGACGACGAAGAAAAAAAAGCAAGCUGAAGCAAAAAUAGUGUCCAAGAGUCGUGCAGACGAAAAAGGGGAAAGGUGUGUUGCUGUGAUGAGACAGGAGGAAGGAACAAAAAACAAAAGAAAAAAACGCAUAUAUAUAUAGGGCAAUAGUAUACAGGAAACAGAAACAGAAAUGCAAAACAAAUCACUCGCAAGCGAUAGGAGUGGAUAGGGAUGACAGGGGGGAUGCCGCGCAAUUACACUUACAGGGUUUUCUAGGUGUUCUCAUAGCUGUAGGACACUUUUUUUACUCUUUCUAACGUAAAAAAUGAAUUUAAUGUACAUGAAUUUAAUAUAAUGAGAAUUGGACUCUAUAGCACCCUCGUUAGACAAGUCCAAUAGGAAUGUUCAAGCAGCCUGUCCAAUUUCAAACAUAUGAAGUUCACUUCCAAUAAGAAAGAAUCAAGGAAGUAUCCGACAGCUAUAAGACCGCCUGGAAACCCCUGUAUUGUGUAUGCGUGUGUGUGUGUGUUUGCGAGAGACAGUAGUAGCCGUGUGUAGUGUUCAGGGUUUGUUUUUAGUGUUUCGUUUUGUUUUUAUCGGCUCUUCUGCUUUCUUAUAAGCUUGUGUUUUCGACUUUUGUUCGUUUUUAAAAGCCUGUUUUUUAUUGCUGAAUUUACAGUACACUUCAAACAUUUGCAAUGUGCAGUUGGCCAAGGUUAGACUGUUUCUUUUCGUUCUUUUUUUUUUUUGUUUUCGGCUGUUGCUAGCUAGUUCUUUGCCAGUUUUCAAGCGUGUCCCCAUGACGUCAUCAAGCUUUAUCUUUUUGAGUGUGUGCUACAGUGCAGUUUGCGGUUUGACUGACAGGCAGGCAGGCGUAUCAUGAACUAUUUAUUUAAACUGUAGAGUUAAAGUUUUUGUUUGUUUGUUUCGUUCGUUUUGUUCGAGAUUAUUGUUUGAGAAUAUACACAAACCCAAAAAUAAGAACUGUAGCGAGAAAUGGAUGGCCAACGUGAUGAGUGUAUGUGCGCGUGUGUCUGUGUGCUUGGUACUGUGAGAAAGAAAAUGUCUGUCAAUGUGCACUAAGCUACGACACAACUCGGAAGCACCAGUUCGUUCGGUUUUGAAAUGAAAAAAAAAUACAAUUCUUCAUCACGUGCAUUCAGUAUUACGAACACAAGCAAACACACACACACACACACCCAUACAUUGCACACGUCUCACGCCCCCUGAAAAACCCUUCCCCCUCGGCAAACGAAACAACUCAAUUAUGUUUGUGUAAAAACAUGAAACGACCUAAAAUACCCUAUAGAGAGAUAAAGAGAUAGAGAAAUAGAGAAAGGUGCUUCGCGAAAAAAAAAAAAAACAUUUCGGGAGAUUCAGGGUUUUCCAGGGGUUCUCAUAGCUGUGGGACACUUCCUUGACUCUUUCCUGUUGGAAGUGAACUUCAUAUGGUAAUUGGACUCUAUGGCACUCCCUUUGGACAGGCUCCUUGGAAAUUCCUAUUGGAUUUGUCCAACAAGGGUGCUAUAGAGUCCAAUUCCCAUUACAUUAAGUGCAUUUCACGUUAGAAAGAGUUCAUUAAGCGUCCCACCGCUAUGAGAACUCUUGGAAACCCCUAUAAUGACAGGGAAUACAGCUGUGUAUGUGUGUGUGUGUGUUGCGUAAUUUAAUAGCAUGUAAAAGAAGAAGAAGGAAAACAAGCCCAUCCAGUGAGCGAGCGAGGAAUGUUUUCUUUUACGGGAAAAUAUUUUUUUUAAAAAAAACAAAGGAAAGCUUCUUACUUUUCUCGCCUGCACGCGCGCUCAGUUCAUUCAAAAUGAAACACAAUGAGGAGAAACAAAUAGGCGCGCAGGCGGCGGCGGCGGCGGCGGCAAUAGAAAGCUGAGGCACAGUUGUGUCUGUAUAGGUGUGGUGUGUAAGGUGAAACUAAUUUAGUUUUAGUAAUGCAAUUGUGUAAAACCGCGCGAUAAAAAGGGGGCUCGGGAAGUUUUACACGCUUCCCAGGAGGGGGGGGGG
Messenger RNA from Anopheles gambiae (African malaria mosquito), 18128 nucleotides. RefSeq names its product F-actin-monooxygenase Mical (gene Mical). The coding region runs from base 16 to 15726 and encodes 5236 amino acids. The record is from RefSeq and is a predicted model, not a curated record. The transcript has 18 exons. NCBI's taxonomy places the organism in Eukaryota, Metazoa, Arthropoda, Insecta, Diptera, Culicidae. Gene Ontology annotation, molecular function: actin filament binding. Gene Ontology annotation, cellular component: plasma membrane; actin cytoskeleton. Gene Ontology annotation, biological process: actin filament bundle assembly.